AUGCGGCCGAUACGCCGCCGCGAAAACGGAAUUGUGUGUUCGAGCCAAUUACCAAAUCUGUGGGAGCAGUUAUUUUCGGUGAGGAGAAGUUUGUAUAGGCCGACAAGCCAUUGCGGGGCCGGACGAGUGUAUACAACGGCAACGACCGAGCAUACCGGUGUGCAUCCAUCCCAAACAGCAGCA
Messenger RNA from Dicrocoelium dendriticum, 183 nucleotides. The record is from the annotation of a GenBank genome assembly. NCBI's taxonomy places the organism in Eukaryota, Metazoa, Platyhelminthes, Trematoda, Plagiorchiida, Dicrocoeliidae.